Messenger RNA from Alternaria atra, 762 nucleotides. RefSeq lists its product as uncharacterized. Gene Ontology annotation, molecular function: 3,4-dihydroxy-2-butanone-4-phosphate synthase activity. The record is from RefSeq and is a predicted model, not a curated record. Gene Ontology annotation, cellular component: cytosol; mitochondrial intermembrane space. The transcript is spliced from 2 exons. Gene Ontology annotation, biological process: aerobic respiration; riboflavin biosynthetic process. Bases 1 to 762 code for a protein of 253 amino acids. Lineage: Eukaryota; Fungi; Ascomycota; Dothideomycetes; Pleosporales; Pleosporaceae.
AUGCCUGCAGAACUCCAGAAUGGGCUACCCGCCCACGGCACAAAUGGUGUAAACGGCAACGCGACGCAGCUUUCGGAUCCCACACCAGCACAUCCUGCUUUCGACUCGAUACCAGAUGUCAUACAGGCCUUUGCAAACGACGAAUUCGUAAUCGUCCUUGACUCACCCAACCGCGAGAAUGAAGGCGACCUAAUAAUCGCCGCGUCCGCCCUGACACCCGCCAAAGCUUCCUUCAUGAUCCGCUACUCCAGUGGCUACAUCUGCGCGCCCUUACCCGUUAGUCGCGCCGCCGCCCUGCAUCUACCGCAAAUGGUUGCCGACAACGCCGACCCCAACCGCACUGCAUACGCCGUCAGCAUCGACUCCGCCGACCCCUCCGUCACAACCGGUAUCUCUGCCCAGGACCGCAGCUUGACGUGCCGGAUGCUCGCCGACCCCAACGCCAAAGCCAGCCAUUUCAGAAGACCGGGACACAUAUUGCCGCUACAGGCAAGAGAUGGCGGAGUGCGCGAGCGCAGGGGACAUACAGAGGCUGCUGUGGAUCUAUGUCGGUUGGCUGGCAAACAACCUGUCGGUGUUAUUUGUGAGCUGAUCACGGACGGUGAGGAAGUGGCUGGUAAGCCAGAACUCGUCGGUGGGGGUAUGAUGAGGAGGGAUGAUUGUCUAGCGUUCGGAAAGAAGUGGGGGAUCAAGGUGUGCACGAUUGAUGACAUGGUUCGGUACAUUGAGGAGAACGAUGGUGUGUUGGGUACGCCGUCAUAG